Molecule: messenger RNA, 3915 nt
Organism: Stylonychia lemnae
Lineage: Eukaryota; Ciliophora; Spirotrichea; Sporadotrichida; Oxytrichidae
Source: the annotation of a GenBank genome assembly
AUGGUUGAAUAACUGCUUCAAAACAUCAAUACUAAUGAUGACGAUUAUGAGGAUAAACUAGAACAACUCUUUUAGGAAGCUGAUUGCCAGCUUAUCAAAAAUAAAAACUACUCAAAGGCUCAAGAAAUUUAUGAGAAAAUACUUGAGUUAGAAGAUGAUAAUGUCUCUGCAUUGAAUGGCCUCUACUAUUGCAAAGACCAUUUUAAACAAUAUGAUGAUUGUCGUAAACUUUUGUAAAAGGCUAUUGAAGUAGACCCUGAAGAUUAUGAAAGCAAUUUUAACAUGGGUGGAUAUCUGUUAGACUCUAAGAAAUAAGAGAACAGUCUUGAAUACUUUUAGAAAGCCUGUAUUCUAGCGUAGGAUUAAAAGUCGAAAGCAAAAUGCUUGUAUAACAUAGCAAAAACUUAUGAGGAGCUUAAUGAUCACAAAGAGGCAGAGUAGACUUACACACAGGUCUUGGACAUUGAUCCCAAUGAUCAUAAGACUCUAGUCAAUAUUGCUAUAGUACAAGAUAAGCAAGGAAAAGGGGAGUAGGCUCUGAAAAGUUUGGAAUAGGCAGUUGUAAUAAAGGGCACUGAUAGAAAAAUCCAUACAAAUUUGGGGAUUAUAAACAGGAAAAUAGGCAAUUACGAGGAAAGCAGUAGACAUCUUUAAAACGCCUUAGAAAUACUAGAAGAUAAGAAGAAGGUGAAGAGUAAAGACCUAUUGUACAUAAAUAGACUACUUUUAGCUAAGGACUCUGGGAAGCAGGAUCUUUAAUAGUAUUUCAAUGAUGCUUUCAUGCAUGUAAAACUGAACAAAAAAUCUAGAUACAACAAGCAAUUAGCACAUUUAUGUGCAGAAUAUGGAUAUGAUGACAUGGCUUUGAAGCUAUACGAGCUUGAAAAAGUUAGAUAAGAAAAAAUUGAUGCCAAACUGAGUGAAGGACUUGAAGAAUUUAAGUAGGAAAUGCUUUCUAGAUAGCAGACAAAGGUGAAAACUGUACGAUCAAAAGGACCAGUAAUUUAGAAAAGUAUGACAGGUCUUCAGAGAAUGGGCACCAAAAUCACAGCCAUUAUUGAAGAUGAUGACGAGGAAGGUGGAGGAACAGGUUUAUACAAGAAUAAGACAUAAAUGAUGAAAAAGAAAAAAACAAUAAACCAACUCAUAGCUAAAGGUAACAUUGAAAUGUCAGCAAACAAGCAAUCUGAAACUAAUGGUACUUCAAACUCAAGAAGUAUAAUAAGGGAAGAGGAGGAAGGUGAAGAUGAAGAAACGACUAAGAAAUCAGUAUCUUAGAUGCAAUCAAAUGCUCACCAAGCUAUCCCAGAAGAUGAAGAAGAUGAUGAUAAUGAUCAUGAUGGCCUUAAUACUGAUGAAGAUCUAGAAGAUGAAUAGUCUCAAAGUAAAUUAAACAUUUCAGUUGAUAAAGAAUAACUUGAAAUUCAAGUGAUUGAGCACAAAGUUGAAACGCAAUAGACUUUACAGGACCAGUCUAUGAAUUAAAUUCAAGAUAAAGAGUAUCUAGUAAUAGAUACAGAUAUAAAGCAAUUCGUUUUGUUCAAGGAUGACAGUCCAAGUGAAAUAGGCUCGAAUAGGAAUAAUAGCCAAAAGAAAGAAUCUAGUAGUUCAAUAAGGUAUUCAUCAGCCAAUAAAAAUGACUUCGAAGUCGAAGAUGAUUAAGAAGAGUAAGCGGACUAAAAUUAUUAGUUCAAGUAAGACAAUAAGUUCAUGCAAGUUUAGAUUAAUUCUCCAACUGAGGAUGAGAAGGAGAAAAUCGUAGAAGCAUACUAAAUUCAAAGUGUUUAGGAUGCUGAUAAUCUUGAAGAGUCAUCAAUGAUGACUGCAGCGGCUAUUUCAGCCAGAAAUAUACUUUAGGAAUAAGCAUCCUAACAUAUAUUGAAUAUGAGUUUCAAUGGCGAGAAAACUAAUGAGAAUGAUGCUGAUUGUUGGACUCCAAGAACUUGCCACUUCAGGAUACAAAUUAAUUCUUAGGAUUACUAAGCUAAAUACAGACUAGCCCAGAUUUACCAGGAGGAAAACAAAAUAAUGCAGGCUCUAGCUUUACUCGAAGAUAUAAUGACAUUCUAGCCAUAGUUCAAAAGACUUGAUGUUCUUCAUGAAUCAAUCAAACUUUAUGAUUAAAUAGGGAAACUUGAAAAAUCUAUUGAGCUGUAUGAUCUCUUAAUUGAGACAUAUAGAUAGAAGUAUAGAAACUAUGAAGAAGGAUCUGAAAAGUAGCUAUACGAUUCAAUUUUCUAGAAAGGUAAAUGCUAUGAGCUAAUGAAGAAUUUUAAGCAAGCAAUACUGACAUAUACUUAAUGCACUACUCUAAGCAUAAAUCAAAGCAAACUCUACCUUAGAAUAGCUUAAUGCCAAAAGAAGCUGAAGAACUUUGAGAAAUCUGCAGAGAAUUUAGAAUUCGCUAUUCAAAUUGAAGAGGAGUUAGGUUCUGACCCUAAGUAUAUAAUUGAUCAUUGCCUGAACUUGGCAAUGAUACACUAUAAAAGCCUUAAAAAUAUAGAUAAAGCAAAGGUUUAUGCCUUAAAAACACUUGGCAGAGAUGAAAACAAUGGUAGUGCUUUAAUUAUUCUUGGAUUAAUUUGUGAGACUUAAGAAUUGAAUGAAUAAGCAAUAGAGUAUCUAAAGAAAGCAAGUGAUUAGCAUGGAUAUUCUCUUGAAGCGUUCUUCAGACUAGGUAAACUUUAUGAGAAGAUGGGAAAUCGAAAGAAUGCUAUUUCUUACUACAAGAGCGCAUUAUUGGUACAAAACACUCAUCUAGAGAGUCUAAGUGCAUUAGCUAAUCUCUUGCUUCAAAGAGAAGAGUAUGAUAGAGCCAUGAAAUACUACAAGCAUGCUCUAUAGUUAGAAGAGGAUAAUGUUGAAUUGCUUUAUGGCUACAGUUUAUCAGCAUUCAAGGGUUAUGUCAAGUUUAAGGAGCAGAAAUCUUAAGAUAAUCAGUUAAGGCAAUAAAAAAGUUAAGAUCUUCAUCAAGCAGUCAGAUGUCUUAGGAGAGUAAAGUAAAUUAACCCUUAAUAUGGAGCUGCACUAAGGUUAAUGGGUGAAAUAUAUUUGAAAGAGAAAAAGUACGACAAGGCCGUUGAGUACUUAAAAGAGGCAUUAAUUAUCAACAAGAUUGAUUCUCCUACAUUGGUACUUGUUGGAAACAUCAUGUAUGAAAAUGGAAACACAAAGACUGCUUUGAGAUAUUUCAAAGAAGCUCUAGUUUAUAAUCCAAAUGAAAUAAGAGCAUUGAUUUGUAGUGGCAAUGCUAAGUAUGACAAAGAAGUAAGCUUGAAUUCAUGUUUUACAUUUUUAUAGAAAUAUGAGGAGGCAGCUAAAUUCUAUGAACGAGUUAUUGAACUAGACAAUACUCUUCCAGAUGUUCAUUAUGAUCUUGCUAACUCAUACUUUAACGUGCAGCAAGUAGAAAAAGCUAUUGUUCAUUAUCAAAAAGCUAUCUAGCUUAGCCCAUUAAGAGUAGAAUACUUUUAUAAUCUUGGCAACGCUCUUUCAAUGCAAGAGAAAUAUGAAGAAGCUAUUGAGCAAUACUAGAUAGCGAUUAAUCUUAACCCUGAAAAAUCUGCUCUUGCUCAUUUUAAUAAAGGAAAUUCUCAUUACUUCUUAGGGUAGUAUGAUUUAGCUAUCGUCAGCUAUAAAAAAGCAAUUGAACUUGAUUAAGAAAAAGCUGAUUACCACUUUAACCUUGCAAACGCUUAUCAAGAAGUCAAAGAUUUUGAAAGUGCUCUUGAACACUAUAAAAUGGUAAUAUAACUUGACGGAAAUUAAGAAGAAGCAUUCAUUAAUAUGGGUCACAUUUACAACUUUCAUCUUAAAGAUAGGGAAAAAGCCACAAAAGUCUAUAAGAAGAUACUUAAAGUAUUCCCAGAUAACGAACAAGCAUUAGCGGAACUCAAGAAAAUUAGGAAAUAAUGA